GCUAGUUAUAAGUUACUCGGGUUCCUUUUCGUGUAUGAUCAAUGAGUUUGGUCCUAGAAACACCGACUCUGCACCCCUCAAACAACAAGCCAUCCCAUGGGAACUGCAACCACAUCGACGACGCCCGAUCCGUGAAUCUAUUUAGUCAAACAGACAGACAAACCAUUGACAUGGCAUCUGUGAUCACCUUUCCCCGACGCUUCCUCGGCAGGCUACUCGAUGCAGGCCCAGAAACCGUCGGCUCGAUGCAUUAUCCCCACUGGAUCAAUGUCCAACGCUACCGCCGAACGCUGCCUGGGUGUAGAAAGCGUGCUAUCAUUGCUACUUUCGUUCUCGUCAUCCUAGCAUGCAUCAUACAUGCAAGCAACCCUCCGCUCGGAAGCUCCGAGGUCGUCUGGCUCAACCUCACCUCAACCAUUCGAGCCAACACAGCCGAACCCGACGAUCUACGUCACUUCGCCAGCCUAGCCGACAGCUUCGAAGAAGCCGCCCUCGAAGAGCGCAACAUCGCUUCGUUCUGCCAGCGCACUCUCCUCCCCAGCAUCGCAGCGGCGGAGUCGAGAACAAGCAGCUGCAAGCAGCAACUCAACCUCGCGCGGGACAUCCACACACUUUCCUCCCGCGUCGGCAUCUUCGUCAGUAACCUGGAGAAACUUGCAUCUGCUACUGGGCGGUUGCAUCACGCGUCAAAGGGAAUUGAACACCAGGCGCGGAGGCGGCACGACUCGGUGAUGCGGCAAUUGUCUGGCGUCGGCAUGUACACCACCCACGGCCGCGUUCGCGCGCAAGAUGAGCGGGAAUCUUUUCUCAGAGUCGAGAGGCGGCAUCGCGCCAUCAGACAUGUUAAUAGAACUGCGAGAGAGGCGUAUUGGCAAUGGCUGUUGUUGCAGAGAAGAUUGAACGGGAUGGGGCUUAGGGAGGCGAGGGAUAUCGCGAAUGGUAUUAUCGGCCGGUGGUGGAGUACGGCAAAUUCAUGAUGAAGGUGUUGGGCAACAAUAG
This is a messenger RNA of Aaosphaeria arxii CBS 175.79, 999 nucleotides long. RefSeq lists its product as uncharacterized. The coding region runs from base 42 to 977 and encodes 311 amino acids. The transcript is spliced from 2 exons. The record is from RefSeq and is a predicted model, not a curated record. Lineage: Eukaryota; Fungi; Ascomycota; Dothideomycetes; Pleosporales.